Messenger RNA from Fonsecaea monophora, 4437 nucleotides. RefSeq lists its product as hypothetical. Gene Ontology annotation, biological process: transmembrane transport. Gene Ontology annotation, molecular function: ATP hydrolysis activity; ABC-type transporter activity; ATP binding. NCBI's taxonomy places the organism in Eukaryota, Fungi, Ascomycota, Eurotiomycetes, Chaetothyriales, Herpotrichiellaceae. The record is from RefSeq and is a predicted model, not a curated record. The coding region runs from base 1 to 4437 and encodes 1478 amino acids. The transcript is spliced from 2 exons. Gene Ontology annotation, cellular component: membrane.
AUGGCUUACCUGCUAUCCAACAGUUCAGAUUCACUGUUCGGUCCCGCAUACGAGGGUCCGUCCAGGAGCUUUGAUUUUACAGUCCUCUUUGAAGACACAAUUCUCACUAUCCUCCCUGCGGCCCUCUUCCUUGUCUCUGCCACUGCAAGGGCAGCGUGGCUGACAAGCAAACCGAAUAAGGUCAAUACCUCCUUGGGCCGGUUAACCAAGCUUGUACUCCUGUCCGCAUUUGUCACAGUACAACUGACGGUGCUUCUCGCUCGAGCAACAAAUUCCGAGGUAGCAACAAAGGCUUCUGUUGCAGCAGCCGCACUUGACUUUGCAGCAUCGUGCGUACUUUUUGUUCUGUCGUGCUUCGAGCACUCGCGUUCAGUAACACCUUCCACCAUCAUUGGGCUCUACUUGAUCGUUUCGUUGCUGUUUGGUGCUGUCCAGCUGCGGACCUUCUAUCUGCUCCGUGGAUAUGCCGCCAAAAGCAUUGCUAAUCUGUUGUCCCUGUCGCUGGCGAUAAAACUGGGAGUCUUGGUCACUGAAGCGGUCGAGAAGCGUGGAAUACUCCUGGAACCAUAUCGUGAUCUUCCUCUGGAAGCCACUAGUGGUAUCUAUAACAAAUCCGUGUUCUGGUGGCUAAACCCUCUUCUAAGGCUGGGGUUUAGCAAGACUCUGAGAGUUGACGACCUGUAUAACCUGGAUGACAAGCUGACGUCUGUAAAUGUCGCUGCACGUUUCAGACGAGCAUGGGAAGAUACCAAAGGACAUCACCGGUUCACCCUCUGCUUCGUGUCGGCCUAUGUUCUGAGAUGGCAACUUUUGGUCUCGGCUUGUCCUCGCCUCUUCCUCAUAGGUGCCAAAUUUGCGCAGCCAUUCCUGGUUCAGCAAACGAUUCAGUAUGUUUCCAACCGCAACACUCAGACGGCCGCUGUCGGGUGGGGACUGACAGGAGCAUACUUCCUGGUCUAUCUCGCUCAAGCUAUUCUGGAGGCCAUGUCUCGUCAUCUUCUUAAUCGUUGUGUUACCCAAGUUCGUGGCGGGCUGGUUUCUCUGCUCUACCAAAAAUCACUUGAGCUCAGCAUCGUCACAGUCGACCCGUCAGCGUCUUUGACCUUGAUGUCAUCCGAUAUACAGAGGAUUGUUGAUCCACUCGUGUUUGUGCAUACCACCUGGGCCAGCAUUGUCGAAGUUUCAAUCGCCAUAUAUCUGCUGUAUCAGCGCCUGGGCAGUGCGUGCUAUGCUCCAGCGAUUGUUUAUGUCCUCUCGAUGCUGGGGACCGCCUGGGUGGUCAAAGUCAUUGGUCGGUAUCAAAAGCGAUGGCUGAACGCAGUCCAGACUCGUGUUUCGUUCACGUCGGCUUUGCUACAUUCUAUAAGGAACGUCAAACUCCUCGGCAUGUCAUCGAUCAUCAGGGAUCGCACUCAAGGACUUCGACAGUGGGAGAUCAGCGAAUGCAAAAAGUAUCGUAUCAUCAACAAUUAUCAAGUUCUCAUCCAAAAUGGACAUAUCGUUUUCGCACCCUUUGCAACUUUCCUGGUCUACUACAUCAGGUCUCGCAACACCGGAGAAGCCCUCGAUAUAGCGACCGCGUUCAGCAUCUUAACCAUAUUCCGCUUGAUUGAAAGCCCCAUGCAGAAUCUGUUGUACAGCUGUCCUCAAUUAGCAAGUUCGCUUUCAUGCUUCGAACGGAUACAGCAAUAUUUACUCUCUAACUCUCGCCACGAUAAUCGGCUUUCAUUGUUGAACCACGAUAAUUCGGACGGGCACUGGGCCGGGUCUACUGUGGGCACUGAGGCUUUCGAGAUGAGCCGGUUGCGAAGUGCUGGCAGUAGCACUGUAGAAGAGGCUUUAGUUCUCAAAGAUUGUUCUUUUGGUUGGACUGAGCAUGGUCCGCCUGUUGUGCAGGAUAUCGAUCUAUCCGUCCAUGCCGGCAGCGUCACCAUGAUCGUUGGCCCCGUGGGUUGUGGAAAAUCCACUUUGGUCAAGGGUAUUUUGAGCGAAACCCCGGUAUCUCAUGGGUUUGUUUAUGUUCAGAAUCAGUCUGUCGCCUUUGCUGAUCAGGAGCCUUGGAUCCAGAAUGGCACGAUCAGGGACACCAUUCGCGGCCCGGAUUCAAGGAAUAUCCCAUACGAAGGUGACUCCUGGUACCACGAGGUCAUCGAUUGCUGUGGACUAGGGGAGGAUAUCUCCGUCCUUGCAAAGGGUGACCAAACAUUGAUCGGUUCCAAAGGUAUUUCCCUGAGCGGUGGACAAAAACAGCGACUUGCUCUCGCUAGAGCUGUCUAUUCCAGGGCAUCCAUCCUUGUGCUUGACGACGUCUUCUCAGGCCUCGACAACGACACGGAGGAAUUGAUAUUCAAGAAACUCUUCAGUCGUUCCGGACCGCUGAGACGGCAGAACACCACGGUUAUUUUGGUUACACACGCUGUGCAUCGUCUUCCACAUGCAGAUUGCAUUGUGAGUCUCGAUGUGAAUGGUCGAAUCUGCGAACAGGGCAGCUAUCCCCACCUGGUAAGUCAACGUGGCUACGUCCAUAGCCUUGACGUUCAAUCGAGAAAGGAGCAUCGACGUCCCACGCAAGAAGAAGUCGAGUCCUCCCCCGAGGUUGGAACAUUCCUUAAAGUGUCCACGGGAUCGCAAACUGUCGAAGAGGAGAAUGAAAAUGCUCAAGAUCUCAUGCGAAGGACCGGAGAGUGGUCCUCAUACAAGCAUUGGUUUCGUGCCUGCGGCUAUCUUUCGAGCUUGCUCUCUCUUGUCUGGGCAUUUCUCUUCGUCAUUGCCAGCCAGGCACCAGGCGUGUUGGUCAAAGCAUUCCCGGGCGACACUCCUUCGCAAGCGACCAUAUUCAUCAUCAUCUUCGGCAUAGCAUGCAUCAUUGCCGCAAUAGCCAUCGUGCUCCUGGUGAUUCAAAUCCUUCUCAACAUGCAACCGAAAAGCUCUAGCAACCUCCACCUGAGCCUUCUGGAAGCAGUCCUGAACGCGCCGUUAUCCUUCUUCACACGCACCGACAUUGGAUCUGCCACGAGCCGAUUUGGCCAGGACAUGGCACUUGUCGACUCCGAGCUGCCAUUCUCAUAUGCCGACUUCGUGCUCUCUUUCGUAUCCUGUGUUGCCGGGCUUGGACUGAUGGCUGCCUCUGGCACGGGAUAUUUUGCUGCCACUAUUCCCUUCGUCCUCGCGGCCAUGUAUGGAAUCCAAAAAUACUAUCUGCGAACGAGCCGCCAAAUGCGGCUUUUGGACCUGGAGGAGAAGGCCCCGCUGUAUACCCUGUUUGGCGAGACGGCCGCCGGACUGGCCAGCGUUCGUGCUUUUGGCUGGGCAGAUAAGUUCGCCGAGCGAAAUCUGGAGCUCCUGGAUCGAAGCCAACGGCCAUUCUAUUUAAUGUACUGUAUCCAACAGUGGCUCGGGGUCGUCUUGGAUCUCUUGGUGACGGGGCUUGUGACAAUACUGAUGGUGAUUAUUGUGGCGAAGAGGGAAUCCAUCGGGCCGGGCCUCGUGGGACUGGGUCUAUUGAGCACGGUCAAUCUGAGCAGCAACUUGACAAACUUGGUCCGGUGUUGGACCAUGUUGGAGACUAGCAUCGGUGCCAUCAGCCGCCUGAGGGAUUUUGUCACGAAUAUCGAAUCCGAGCACAAGGCGUGGGAAGUCGAGCAGGUGCCGACCCAAUGGCCAGAGCACGGACAAUUGAACUUCACGGGGUUUGGAGCCAGCUACUCGGAGGACUCUAUGCUGGUUCUGAAAGACAUCAAUUUGGAAGUGCGACGUGGUGAGAAGUUGGGCAUCUGUGGGCGGUCGGGAAGUGGCAAGAGUUCAAUGCUGGCCAGUCUCUUCCACCUGCUCGAGUUUCGCAGUGGACAGAUCCAGAUCGACGGGGUCGACAUCUCUCGUGUUCCGCGCGAGACACUCCGCGCGAAGCUCAACGUGAUUCCACAGGAACCGUGGUGGGUGACGACCGAGUCUGUGCGGUUCAACAUGGACCCGUGGACGGCUGCAAAUGCACCAGAACCCGGAAAUCCCUCCAGCCGUCGUGACUGCGACCGCGACCGCGACGCAAUCUUCAUCGCGACACUAACACAAUGCCAAAUCUGGUCCGUCAUCCAAGAAAAAGGCGGCCUCGACGCGACCAUGACGCCCGACUUUCUCAGCCACGGCCAGCGCCAGCUCUUCUGCCUCGCCCGCGCCAUGGUGCGGCAGAGCAAAGUUGUCGUGCUGGACGAGGUCAGCGCAAACGUCGACGUCAAGACCGACUGGCUCAUGCAGCGCAUCAUCCGCGAGAGGUUCCGCGACUGCACCGUCAUCGCCGUGGCGCAUCGGCUGAACACCAUCGAGGACUCGGACCGGGUCGCCGUCCUGAGCCAGGGCAGGGUGGUCGAAGUGGGCGAGCCGAGAGCCUUGCUCGGAGCCGAGAAGAGUUGGUUCAAGGAUCUAUACGAGUUGCGAGAAUGA